GCCAUCUGAUAAAAUCAUGACAGCUAUUACAAAUAAUAUAAUAAGCGAGGAAAGAUCUGUAAAAAGAGUAGACCCGAUUACUAAAAAUAAAUUUACUGAAAAAAUACAAGUGAAUAUUCUAUUGACCGCUGUGGUGAAUAGUGGUAUGCUGGACCAUACGCUCAAUUGGAUUGAAUCACUUAAACGAACAAAUCAAGAUGAUAAAUUCUUGGUCUUUGCUAUUGAUCAGGGCGUCGUAGAUGAAUUAAGUCGAAGAGGUUAUGGUCAACAAGUCGUACUUAUACCAGACGAUUGGUUUCAUGUCCCUCUCGCAUCUGAAUUUGCUCUUUGGAAAAGCAAUGACUAUCGUCCGAUUACACAUGCCAAAACUUUAAUUGUCGAACGACUUCUCUAUUUGGAUGUAACAGUUUGGUUUAGUGAUGUCGAUAUCGUCUUCUUGAGUCCUCAUAUUCGUGAAACGAUUCUAUUACAGAUGGUAGAACGUCCUAAUACGGAUAUCGUCUUUAGUCAAGAGGUGGACCAGAAAUCAAUUAAUUCGGGUUUUUACAUGAUGAGACCUACUCCUGUCACAAAGCAAUUCUUGCAUCGUAUCAUUCAAGAACAGGAUACAACUGAAAACUUUACUCAACAAAGAAUCAUGAAUAGAGUCUUGAAAUCAAUGUUCUCUCGAGAUUAUUCAGAGAGCCCUUAUCGAUUAUUGGAUAUGCUCUUGUUCCCUAAUGGAAGAUAUUAUUUUAAAAUGGAGAUGCCUUUAAAACUAGGCUUUCAACCUUUAAUGGUGCAUGCAAACUAUUUAGUCGGUGGCCAAAAGAAAGAAGCUCUUAUGAAAGCUGGACUGUGGUAUAACAACUGAAAAAUAAAAAAAUAAAUAUAUAUAAAAAAAAAGAAUAAUAAUAGAAUAAAGGAACAGAAAAAGUAUUUUUUGUUAUUGU
Messenger RNA from Cokeromyces recurvatus, 932 nucleotides. RefSeq names its product nucleotide-diphospho-sugar transferase-domain-containing protein. NCBI's taxonomy places the organism in Eukaryota, Fungi, Mucoromycota, Mucoromycetes, Mucorales, Mucoraceae. The record is from RefSeq and is a predicted model, not a curated record. Gene Ontology annotation, molecular function: glycosyltransferase activity. Gene Ontology annotation, cellular component: Golgi apparatus. The transcript has a single exon. Bases 17 to 853 code for a protein of 278 amino acids.